Messenger RNA from Vicugna pacos (alpaca), 4025 nucleotides. RefSeq names its product canopy FGF signaling regulator 3 (gene CNPY3). Lineage: Eukaryota; Metazoa; Chordata; Mammalia; Artiodactyla; Camelidae. The record is from RefSeq and is a predicted model, not a curated record.
AGCCUCCGUUAGGGGUGGGAAAAGAUGUGCCAUAGGUCACUGAGGACACCAUCCGAUCUCUCACUGGCCGAGGCCAAAAAAAAGAUACUUUUCCCAUUCGCUAGCGGGCAAACCCCCAAAAGCCCAUUGGCUGCGUUGUCCGCGGGCCUCCGUCGGCUCUGGGGGCGGGCCGAGGCGGCCGGAGGAGGGAGCGCGCUGGGGGCUCGCGGUUGCCCCGGUUACACCCAGGCACGUGUGCAGUCCCGGGAGCGGCUCCGGGAAGCUGCCCAGCGCGCGCAGCCGGAGGAAGCGCAGCCCGGUCCGCUCGGGUCGGGCCCGGCUGGGCCAUGGAGCCGUUACCUGAGCCCGUGUCCCGGCCCCAGCCCGUGCCCCGCUGUCUCCUGCUUUUUCCCCUGUUAUUGCUCCUGCUGCUGCUACUGCCGGCCCCGGAGCUGGGCCCGAGGCAGGCCCGAGCAGAUGAGACCGACUGGGUUCGGCUGCCCAGCAAAUGCGAAGUGUGUAAAUAUGUUGCUGUGGAGCUGAAGUCAGCCUUUGAGGAAACUGGCAAGACCAAGGAGGUGAUUGACACGGGCUACGGCAUCCUGGACCGCAAGGCCUCCGGAGUCAAAUACACCAAGUCGGACUUACGGUUAAUCGAAGUCACUGAGACCAUCUGCAAGCGGCUCCUGGACUACAGCCUGCACAAGGAGAGGACUGGCAGCAACCGGUUUGCCAAGGGCAUGUCAGAGACCUUUGAGACGCUACACAACCUGGUGCACAAAGGGGUCAAGGUGGUGAUGGACAUCCCUUACGAGCUGUGGAACGAGACCUCGGCCGAGGUGGCCGACCUCAAGAAGCAGUGCGAUGUACUGGUGGAGGAGUUCGAGGAGGUGAUCGAGGACUGGUACAGGAACCACCAGGAGGAGGACCUGACACAGUUUCUCUGUGCCAACCACGUGCUGAAGGGCAAGGACACCAGCUGCCUGGCAGAGCAGUGGUCUGGCAAGAAGGGGGACACAGCUGCCUUGGGCGGGAAGAAAUCCAAGAAGAAGAGCAGCAGGGCCAAGACCUCUGGUGGCGACAGCAGCAAACAGAGGAAGGAGCUGGGUGGCCUCGAGGGAGACCCCAGCCCUGAGGAGGACGAGGGCAUCCAGAAGGCAUCCCCCCUCACACACAGCCCCCCUGAUGAGCUCUGAGCUGAACCCAGCGGCUCCUGCUGACCAAGACCGCUGACCUGGAAGCAGAAGGGUCUGGGCUAUGGCUCUGGCCUCAGGCCUCCCUGCCUCGGCUGUGCCUCUUCUGCCGCGGACAGACUCCAGCCCUGGAAGAACUCAGAUCAGCUGCAGCUGGCCCGGGCCGUCCUCUUCCCUCUGCCCACGGAGCGCCCCUCUCCUGACACAGGCUUCAGACAGGACUGCCGAGGACUCAGCGUGGACUCGGGUGGGCAGGGUUCGGAGCUGGACCCCAGGACUGCAGCUUGGAGCCUGUCACCCCCUCACUCCUCCUGGCACUGGGAAGCAAGACGGAGACCCCCAGCUCCUCCUUUGCCCACCUUCUUGUGGACAAUUUGUGCUCUGCCCAGCCCUCCCCAGGGCUCACAGAGUAAAAACCAUUUGGCCUUUUUCGUCCCAAUUUCUGAGUCCCCUUCAGCCCCUCAGAGGGCCCCAGAGCCCAUUAUGGCUCUUCCUGCUCCUCACCUUCCAGCCGUGGGGGAUGAGGUUGAGAGGCUAUUCCCAUCCUCUCAUUACUAAGGCCUAACCGGCUGACUGUGGGGAACAGCAGGUGUGGGGAGGGCGGCGGGAUGUGAGGUGAGGCUGAGCACAGUGCUUGGGCCUGGGACCUGCCCCUCAGCUGCACUUGGCCUAACUGAACCCCCCAGGGUGGGAGGGGCCUCACUCGUGCCCUGGCACCUGGCUGCCCUCAUUCCUUCCCUGCAUCCCACCUCUCCUCUCUCCCCCAAGGUCUUCCUGUUUGUUGUGUAAAGUGUACACGAGUGACCAUACUGGUUCCCGCCCCUGCCCUCCACCUCUGUCUGGCCCUGCCUGUUGGUCUUGAACCUUGUUCCCUGAUGACUACACCUGAUCACUCUGCACUUCCUAACUGUUGUGCCUGGAGCCUAGAUGGGAGGACACCCCAAUCCCCCAACAACAGCUGGUUACACCAUGUUCUCUAGGAGCAGGGGAGGAACGGGAAGGCUGGCCUCUGGGGAGAAGGGGUGGGAAGCUCAGGCACCUCCCCAGUUUGUCCUGAGGGCAGAGAUCAGUGGCGUCAGUAGCAAUGGUGAUGAUGCUAGUGCUUUAACCCUAACAGUGCACUUGGGUGGUAGCUGUUAGCCCCAUUUUGUAGAAGGAGAAACUGAGGCUCAAGUCAAGGGAUACACCUGAAGCCCUCCUGCUGGUAGUGGUAGACCUGCCCUCAGACUCUGGCUUUGAGCACCAGUCCAUUGUAUCCGCAGGAUCCUGCUGCUGCAGGACCCCUUCCCCGCCGACACCUGGCUCUGACCACGUGGUUCAUAUUGAACUGGUUUGGAUUCUUACCCUUAACCCCCCCCCCCACUAACAAGUCUCUUCUAAAAGGAAAAUAGGAAGCAGCUGUUGCUUCUUGGAAGGUGAGAAUGGCGGAAGGGGCUGCCACAUCCCCAGGAGCACCUGCGCUGAGGCCAGCAGGUAGGACCAGCACUGCUGAGGGGUCCCAGACUCCAGCUUCCAGAGAAGAGCCUCUGGGGUCCCUUCAACCUGGGCUCAGUCCCUCUUUCCCUCCCCGAGGUGGGGACACCAAGGCCAUAGAGAGUGGGGCAAACUGGGAAGCUGCUUCUCUGGCCUAUGAGGCUUAGAACAGGCCCUUGGAGGAUGAUCCUUUUUGGUCUGGCCCCCACCUCCGCAUCUCCAGUGCUGAUACCACCCGCUGUUGAAGGGGCCAUGGGCAGAGAUUCCAGUCCUGGACUUUGUUCUGAACACAGGAGACAACUGGGGUCAGGCAUUGGAACCCAGGGCUGUCUAGGGUUUGAUGGCCAGUCUGACUCCCUCAUCCUAUCACUAACCCACAGCACUUCAGUGCCUGGCUUACUUCCAUCCCCAGAGUUUCACUGUCCUUAGAGUAGGAUGAGGCAAGACCUAUCCCCUUCCUGGGGUGUUGGCCCAGGGGCCGAAUCCCAGGCCAAGGACCAGCCCAGAGGGCGGGCAGCUCUGUGACUGUGUUGCUCUUUGACCUGUGGCUGCAUGAUGAGCACCCUCUCCCGCCCCCCACAAGGCCAGACAUAUUACACACUCACUAGCUCCCCACCUACCCACCCCAGCAGGCAGCUUCUCCCUGGCCCAGCCUGGAAAAGAAAGAAGGCAGGAUCUGGCUUCCCCACCACACACAGGCUUCUUUGAACUUGAAUAUUGCCUCCCACUUUCCCACAUCCCUUCCCUCGAUGAGGUGAGGGUACUGUCUGAGCUUGAGUGAACCUGAUUUCAAUCCCCUUAUUAGAAACCUGAUGAAAAUAGGGUUUCCUGCCCUCACAUGGACAUGAGAGUCACUUGGAUGCUUGUUAAACAUGCUGAUGUCGGGGUUCCCCUCAGACUUCCUGGGUGGGAGAUCCAGGAGUCCAUGUGGGUCUUAAGAUGAGGCCAGGUGGAACCCACUUCACCAGGAAAAAUUUGGGUCUUGUGUUCAGAGGGGCCAAGGCCUAAUGAAGCCACAUCUGGUCCUCAGAGGCACGAAUUGUCAGAACCUCAGAGAGGAUCUCUCUCCCUGUUGGAGACAUGCAUCACCCAGAACCACAAAGGCCGAUGGGCAAACCUCAAGGUCAGUUUGUCAGUUUGUUCCAGUUCAGUGAUAAGUCUCAGGUGCUGGGGCUCUGUAGUCUCAGAAGUGGCUGCAUUGGGACCUCUCUGUAUUUGUUUUAAGAGAGAGCUCCUAGGAGUCUGGCUCCUCCCUUUAUUUCCAAGUUCCUGGGCGGUAUUAAUGUGCAGCAUCUUUUUGCAAGUUAGAAAGUGGUGCUUUUCACACCUUUGACUCCCAUCUGUCCGAAAGUUAUUUUAAUAAAAGUUUUGUUAGAGUAA